This is a messenger RNA of Prunus mume (Japanese apricot), 2919 nucleotides long. NCBI's taxonomy places the organism in Eukaryota, Viridiplantae, Streptophyta, Magnoliopsida, Rosales, Rosaceae. The record is from RefSeq and is a predicted model, not a curated record.
AACUCAAAAGAGUGCAGAGGGAAAGCGGAAAAGAAAAAAAACCUCCAUAAAUUCUGCUUUGUUGUUCGCCUUUUGAGUUUCCUGUUUUCAAGCUAUCAGCCAUGGAAGCCACGGUGAAGCAGGAGCUUCUGGAAACUUCUAAUGUUCCACAUCCUACGGGGAAACUAAACGGCGUCACUUCGAAGGUGGUGCCACCACCGGGGUGGGUAAUCGAUCUGAGCACGAGUAGUAGCAGCAGCAGCAGUAGCGGCGAGUCGGACUCGGACGAUUCGGACGAUAUCGGAGGCGUUUCGGGGGGUUUGGCGAAGAAGAGGAAGCUAGACGGGAUGGGUGUCGUUUUGCCGGUUGGUUUUCUGAGUCCUCUGCCCCCGGAGGGGGUGGCGCCGAUGCUUCCGGAGCCAGAUGCGGCGGUAACGCGCGUCGAAAAGACUGUGGUGGUCAGUGGGCCUAGCUGUAAGCAGUUCUGGAAGGCUGGGGAUUAUGAGGGAGCUCCUUGUGGCAACUGGGAAUCUACUGCUGGUGGGAUGGACCAUGUCAGGGUUCAUCCGAAGUUUUUGCAUUCCAACGCAACAAGCCAUAAGUGGGCUCUUGGAGCUUUCGCGGAGCUCUUAGACAAUGCGUUGGAUGAGGUUUGUAGUGGUGCGACAUAUGUUAACCUAGAUAUGGUUGAAAAUAAGAAAGACCAAAGCAGAAUGUUGCUGAUUGAAGAUAACGGUGGUGGGAUGGAUCCCGAUAAGAUGCGGCACUGCAUGUCAUUGGGGUAUUCUGCGAAAAGCAAAGUCGCGAACACUAUAGGACAAUAUGGAAAUGGUUUUAAAACAAGCACCAUGAGGCUCGGAGCAGAUGUAAUCGUGUUCUCUCGUUGCAAUGGAAAAGAUGGAAAAAGUGCAACACAGAGCAUUGGAUUGCUGUCUUACACAUUUUUGAAGAGCACAGGAAAGGAAGAUAUUGUAGUUCCCAUGCUUGAUUAUGAGAGAAGACAGGGGGCUUGGAGCAAGAUGUUACGAUCCUCUCUAAGUGAUUGGAACAAAAAUGCGGAAACAAUAGUUCAAUGGUCACCAUUUUCUAGUGAAGAAGACCUGCAUCAUCAGUUCUAUAUGAUGAAAAACCAUGGCACCCGAAUUAUCAUAUACAACCUUUGGGAGGAUGAUGAAGGACAGCUGGAGCUGGAUUUUGAUGCUGAUCCACAUGAUAUUCAAAUUAGAGGUGUCAAUCGAGCUGAAAAGAAUAUACAAAUGGCUAAAGAAUUUCCCAACUCUCGUUUUUUCUUGACCUACCGGCACUCGUUGAGGAGCUAUGCAUCAAUUCUCUAUUUGCGGCUUCCUCAUAACUUCCGAAUCAUUCUUCGUGGGAAGGAUGUUGAGCACCACAACAUAGUGAAUGAUAUGAUGAUGUCCCAGCAAGUCACAUAUCGGCCACAGCCUGGUGCUGAUGGGAUUCCAAAGGAUUCAAAUAUGGUUGCCGUUGUCACCGUUGGGUUUGUGAAGGAUGCAAAACAUCACAUUGAUGUUCAAGGGUUCAAUGUUUAUCACAAAAAUCGACUGAUUAAGCCAUUUUGGAGGCUUUGGAAUGCUGCAGGAAGUGACGGCCGUGGUGUUAUAGGUCUCUUAGAAGCCAAUUUUGUUGAACCAGCACAUGAUAAACAGGGUUUUGAGCGUACAACAGUUCUUUCAAGACUCGAGGGAAAAUUAUUAACUAUGCAAAAGAAUUACUGGAAUAAUUUUUGUCAUAAAAUUGGCUAUGCUCCACGGCGUAAUAAGAAGCUUAUUAACGGCUCUGCAGAUAAAGAGACUUCUGAUUAUUUUCCUGAAACUUCUCCCUCUAAAACGAAUGGUGCUACUAAGUCAGGCAGCAAGAGACCAUUAUCAGUUCCUGACAAGCUCCGUUCACACGCAUUUCAGAAAGUUGAUUUAAAAUCUUCAAAAAGAUUUUCUAAACCAGCAUACCAUGGGCAUGCGACUGUACAUAUGUCUGAUGAAGGCACACAUAGAGUGCAAACGCCCACAAAAUCUGGGGAAGGAUCAUCAAGUUCUUCUGAACCAUCACCACCUUCGACAGCCAUGUCUGAUAAGCAAGUAAAUGACAGUAGUCAUAAGGGAUUUGCUACUAAAAAGAAUUCCGGGAAAGAUGGCCAGGGUGUGACUCGGUUAUCUUCAUGCACGGAAGAUAUUCAAUCUCAGCAAGAUUGUUCGCCAUGUGGGGGAACCUAUCUGCCCACCUCACGUUCCAAGUCAAAGGGGAAUAAUGUCAAUGGUGAUUGUUCUGUCUUGGAGGGUGAUUUAGGCGUAGUGGAGCAAUUGAGAAAAGAGAAUCGUGAACUGAAGGAAAGAUUGGAGAACAAGGAUGGAGCAGCUUCAGCUGAUUUGCUGCAGGACUUGCAGUGUGAAAGGGAUAGGUGCAAGUCACUUGAAACUCAGCUCCAAGCGGCACAACAAAAAAUUGUGGAAAUGAACAAGGAACAAGACACUCUAAUUGGGAUAUUCUCCGAGGAGAGGGAACGACGAGACAAUGAAGAGGCCAAUUUGAGAAAGAAGCUGCAGGAUGCAUCCAAUACGAUUGAAGAAUUGCUGGACAAGGUAAGGGCACUGGAAGUAAUGAAGUCUGCUAGUUUCAAAUCCAAUAGAUAAGCCCUCUCGCCAUUGUAUUCAGUAGGUCUUUAGGACGCGGCGGAAUGUAGUUUGACCCGAAUUUCAGAAGUAGCCUAACGUAGAUCAGGAAUUCUUUGGAUGGUUGGUGAACAAGCCUAGCCUUCUUUCUCACUAGUGCCUUGGUAGAUGUUGUAAUGCAAAAAGAUAGCAAAGAGAGGGGUGAUAUGAACUAUGUAAGCAUCAAUAUGUGAUGGUUUUUUGUGCCACCAAGAUUUGGAUCAGAAUGAUGCGGUGUUGAAGUAUUGUAUAGAGUACAGGGGUUUUAUAUCUA